UCUCGCGCCGGCGCAGGUUGUGCUCUUGACUGUCUUGCGUUUAAACCGGCGAUCCGGAGUUAAUGUGAAAUGCACUUGCAUCAUUCGUAGCGUGGAGGUCAAUUGGUGCAUGCGAUUAUGUCUGAACCAUGGCUUUACCCGACUGUUUUACUGUGCGUUUAUGGGUUUUUCAGCAGCCACAGACCACUGGAACCCUUUCUAACACCGUUUUUGAUGGGACCUGACAAGAACCUGACGGAGACAGAGGUUGUGAACCAGAUCUAUCCAUUUUGGACAUAUUCCUACCUUGUCCUGCUUUUCCCUGUUUUCCUGGCCACAGAUUACCUUCGCUACAAGCCUGUGCUCAUCCUCCAGGCGGCCAGCUUCAUAGUGACAUAUGCUAUGCUCAUGAAGGCCCAGGGCGUGUGGGCCAUGCAGUUAUUGGAGUUCUUCUUCGGUGUGGCCACUGCCACUGAAGUUGCGUACUACUCCUACAUCUACAGUGUUGUGGAGCCGUCUCAUUAUCAGAGGGUGACUGGUUUUUGUCGCAGCAUCACACUGUUGGGCUCAGCCGUUGGCUCAUUCAUUGGACAGCUUCUGGUGUCUGUAGCCAAUGUAUCUCUUUUUUACUUGAGCGUCAUCACACUGGCGUCCUCCUGCAUAGCCUUUGUUGCUCCUUGGUUCUUACCCAUGCCCGGGAAGAGCCUGUUCUUUCACCAGAGAGAGAGCAGCGCUCAGGAUGAAGCCAUACUGGAACCCAUGAACUGCAGUCAGAUGAUCGAGAAGCCAGAGAAUAGAGAGUCAAAAAUGCAGCUUAGUGCAGAUGAAAGAAUGGCUCUCAGGGACAAUACUAGGAGUAGUAGAUUACUGGAAGUGUUGUCAAUGCUCUGGGCAGACUUCCUGCAGUGUUACUCCUGCCCUACCCUUCUGGCCUGGUCAGUGUGGUGGGCUUUGUCCACAUGUGGUUACAUCCAGGUGAUUAAUUACGCUCAAGCAGUUUGGGAGAAAAUCUUGCCUUCCAGUGACUUUGAGAUAUACAAUGGAUAUGUGGAGACCAUUUCUACCUUGCUUGGUGCUUUUGCAGCAUUUGUUGUAGGCUAUGUGAAAGUGUCCUGGUCGGUGUGGGGAGAACUUGCUCUCUGCGUGUUCUCUGUGGUCAUUGCAGUGUGUGUGUACCUCAUGGACACCAUCAGGAAUAUCUGGGUUUGCUACACUGCCUACAUUAUCUUCAGAGCUACCUACAUGCUGCUUAUCACCAUUGCAACGUAUCAGAUUGCUGCUAACUUAAGCAUGAAACGAUAUGCUUUGGUUUUCGGAGUGAACACUUUCAUAGCACUCUUUCUGCAGACGCUUCUUACACUGAUUGUAGUAGAUUCUGUUGGUUUGGGCCUGGACAUUUUUCUACAGUUUUUCAUCUAUGCAAGUUACUUUGCUGUAGUAGCAGUGAUAUUCUUCAUUGCUGGGCUGUAUAAACUGUUCAGAAGAAGAUCUGAAGGACAGAAUGAAUUACCCUCUACAGAGGCCGUUCCAGAGGCAUGAAACGCCUCACAUCAGCAUCCUUUAAGCACAAGGUUAAGCACAGAAUAAUCCUCUGUUCAACUGAACGUAUACGUAAAAAAAAAAAAAGUAUAUAAAGACAAAAGCAGCAUUUCCAAAUCAGUCACACUUGAUUAGUACAGCUUUAUAGUUUAAAUAAGCACUGAUGAUUAUGAUUCUCAUUACUGAGUUCACAGUUACACACCAAGUGGUCGUUGUGGGUCACAGAUUAUGUAGAACAAAAAACACUUAUUUCAAUGAUGCCGUUACGAUGCCUUAUUUAUGUCUGUUACUUGGUACUAAGAAACUGUGUGGUUGGUUCAUAAAAACCAGGACCUUAAUUUAUAAAAAUAUGAAAUACAUUUAUACAUUCAUUCAAGCUAUUUGAAUUUCUAGUGCAGUGUGUGAGGGUGGACACUAUAAUGAAUUAUUAUUAUUUUAGUCACAAGAAUUGGGCCAAUAAAAGUCAGACUGUUAUGCCAGUACAAUCACAUUAUGGAUCUAAGCACUACAAAAAAGAUUUGAAUAGAAAUGGUGAACAUUCACCCACCACCAAUUCCUCUUUCCUCAUUUUCUUUCCUUGUAGACUCUAAAAAAUGCUGGGUUAAACACAAACCCAAGUUGGGUUGAAAAUGGACAAACUCAGCGAUUGGGUUGAUUUAACCCAACUAUUGUUUAAAGGGGUCAUGAACCGAGUUGUUUUAUUGUUUUAUAAUGUUUCCUGAGGUGCACUUAUAAUUAUAAUAUGCUUUUUACAUCAUAAAUUGUCAUAAUUUUGAAGCCAUUUUUCCUACCCUAAAUUUAGCCCUUUGAUUUGAACGCUCUGUUUUAAGGGGCGUGUCUCCUGUGAGACUUCAUUGUAAACGCCCACUGCUGUGAUUGGCUGACAUCUUUCCAUUUGAAAUAGCUAAGUAUUAGCACAUUUUUACUUUUACAGCUCUCAAGGUUUAAAUGGUUAGUUCACCCAAAAAUGAAAAUUCUGUCAUUAAUUCCUCACUCUCAUGUCGUUCCACACCCGUAAGACCUUCGUUCUUCUUCAGAACACAAAUUAAGGUAUUUUUGAUGAAAUCUGAUGGCUCAGUGAGGCCUGCAUUGCAAGCAAGAUCAUUUCCUUUUUAAAUGCCCAGAAAGACAUAUUUAAAACAGUUCAUGUGACUACAGUAGUUCAACCUUAAUGUUAUGAAGCGACGAGAAUACUUUUUGUGCGCCAAAAAAACAAAAUAACGACUUUAUUCAACAAUAUCUAGUGAUGUGCGAUUUCAAAACACUGCUUCAUGAAGCUUCGAAGCUUUACGAAUCUUUUGUUUCGAAUCAGUGGUUCGAGCGUCAAAGUCACGUGAUUUCAGUAAACAAGGCUUUGUUACGUCAUAAGUGUUUCGAAAUUUCAAUAGCUCACGUGACUUUGGCAGUUUGAUACACGCUCUGAACCACUGAUUCGAAACAAAAGAUUCGUAAAGCUUCGAAGCUUCAUGUUACGCACAACAGAAGAUGUUACGCACAGAAGAUGUUACGCACAACAGAAGGAAAUGAAUUAUUUGUUUUGGUUUGUAUUUGAUUGAGGAAAGAUCAAGAGUCAGAAUAAUAAGAUUUAAUAUUAUGACCAUAUGACCAGCUGAAAGGUGCAUCGCAUCACCUAUUAUACCACAUUUUCAAAUAACUGUAAAUCUUUAUCUAUGGUCUAGCUUUAAAGAAGAAUGAUACAGUAGAAAGCUUUUUUAGAAAUAUGGAGUGCACAAGUUAUGUGCUUUAACACUGUCAUUAGAAAUGUUCUACAUAUUCAGCCUUCUUUAAAAAAAACAUUUUAAAUGUGUAUUUUUACAGCAAUAACAUGAUUGUCUUAUAAAUGAAGUCAUGAUUGUGCCAAAUUUAUAACAAAUGUAUUUUUUAUGUUUGUUUGUUUGUUUGUUUGUUUGUUUGUUUCUCUCACAAUAUUCCAAGCUUGUUGUAAAGUAUUAUGGAAAUGUGAGACCAAAACAUGGUUGUGUGAGUUGUGUGGAAACAUCAAUAUGUCCCAUGUAGGGUAUUUAUUUAUUUUUAGGUUUUGUGUUUUUGUUGUGCUGCUCUUUUUUUAUUAUUAUUUUACAACUAUUGUUCUGUUGAGGUUUUCUAAAGUACAAUAAAAAGAAAUUGAUCACUGCUGA
Messenger RNA from Ctenopharyngodon idella (grass carp), 3656 nucleotides. It is a transcript of the gene slc19a2, whose product is annotated as solute carrier family 19 member 2. Gene Ontology annotation, cellular component: plasma membrane. The transcript is spliced from 6 exons. Gene Ontology annotation, molecular function: vitamin transmembrane transporter activity. The record is from RefSeq and is a predicted model, not a curated record. NCBI's taxonomy places the organism in Eukaryota, Metazoa, Chordata, Actinopteri, Cypriniformes, Xenocyprididae. The coding region runs from base 118 to 1518 and encodes 466 amino acids. Gene Ontology annotation, biological process: vitamin transport; transmembrane transport.